AUGGACCUUCGCAAUAGGGAUCGGGUUUUAUCCGGGUCAUUCUCAUGCUUAGCUACCAUCAUUUUUCUAUUAGGGAGUGUCCUGGCUUUGGUAGAAGCUGGAGGGGACAAGACUGAUCGACUGGCUCUCUUGGAAUUUAAGGCGCAGAGAGCUGAUCCUAGCAGGGUUUUGAGCUCGUGGAAUGAUACUAGCCACAUUUGCAAUUGGUUCGGUAUCACAUGCGGUCGUAGACACCGUAGAGUCACCGUAUUGGACCUUGCCUCCAAUAACCUGUUCGGGAUCGUGCCACCCCAUAUUGGUAAUUUGAGCUUCCUGAGAGCAGUCUUUUUGCAGAACAACAACUUCUACUCUGGAAUUCCCCCACAAUUUGGCCGCUUGUUUCGGUUGCGGAUGUUGCUCCUCAAUAACAACUUGUUCAGUGGACAAAUCCCUUCAAAUCUCUCCCAUUGCUCUAAUUUGCUCAAUCUUGACUUAAGCUUCAACAUGCUCGAAGGAAAUUUGCAUGCAGAACUUAGCUGCUUGUCCAAGCUCCAUUCACUCAUUCUUCAACACAACAAGUUGACGGGAAACAUGCCCCCGUCAUUCGGAAACCUCUCCUCUCUUCACGUCUUUGCAACAUCUUCGAAUAACCUUGACGGUAUGAUUCCAGAGACUCUUGGCUGGCUUAGAAAUCUGAAAGUACUCGUUCUCACCAUGAAUAAGUUUGUCGGUUACAAUUACAUUUCUAGAACCUUACCUUCUGGAAUCGGAAAUCUCAUCAAUAUGGAGCUCCUACAAAUAGUAGGCAACAACAUCUCGGGAAAAAUUCCUCCUGAGAUCGGAAAUUUGAUCAAACUGAAGUAUUUGGAUCUCGGUUCAAAUAAUUUCUCGGGGCAGAUACCAGAAUCCAUCGGGAAUUUAAGGAUGUUAACCAAAUUGUACUUGGACAGCAAUAAUUUCCAGGGCUCGAUACCAUCGUCUCUAGGAAAUUGCUAG
Eucalyptus grandis is the source of this 975-nucleotide messenger RNA. RefSeq names its product putative receptor-like protein kinase At3g47110. Gene Ontology annotation, molecular function: protein binding. NCBI's taxonomy places the organism in Eukaryota, Viridiplantae, Streptophyta, Magnoliopsida, Myrtales, Myrtaceae. The transcript is spliced from 2 exons. The record is from RefSeq and is a predicted model, not a curated record. The coding region runs from base 1 to 975 and encodes 324 amino acids.